Molecule: messenger RNA, 2910 nt
Organism: Recurvomyces mirabilis
Lineage: Eukaryota; Fungi; Ascomycota; Dothideomycetes; Mycosphaerellales; Teratosphaeriaceae
Exons: 2
Coding region: 1-2910 (969 amino acids)
Biological process (GO): DNA-templated transcription; regulation of DNA-templated transcription
Molecular function (GO): DNA binding; DNA-binding transcription factor activity, RNA polymerase II-specific; zinc ion binding
Source: RefSeq, a predicted model, not a curated record
AUGGCUCCUUCCCUUAGCCAGACCACCCCACCCUCCUCGACAUCCUCCAAUGGCGCAUCACCCGAUACCCAGAACUUCCGCGUCGUACGCAAACGAAAUCGCAUCCCCCUCUCCUGCGCGCCAUGUCGACAUCGCAAGCUAAAAUGCAAUCGCGGCCACCCAUGCGACAACUGCACCAAGCGCGGGGACUUAGCAGCCUGCAACUAUGCCACGCCCGGCGGGCGCAAGAAGAGCAGCCUCAACAGCGCCAACGCCACACCCGACGACAUGCAAAACCGCAUCGAUCGACUCGAGGGCUUGGUAUUAUCCUUGAUGACAAAUGGAGCCUCGCAACCAGGAUCGGCCGCCGCGGCGCAAGCAGCUAUUCAGACUAGCAGGAGUAAUAGCUUAAGCACCGGCUCGGAUCUGCGAUUGGAUCCCGAAGGCAGCGAUAUGAUCCGCGAAGAGCCGGAUCAGGUUCAGGAGGAAGGCGAUAGUGAGGUCGAGCAGGUGUCGAAGCAGAUUGGGAUCAUGAAGAUGGAUAAUGGACGGGCGGUGUUUGCGUCCGAUGCGCAUUGGUAUGCUAUUUUGGGGGAGAUUUCGGAGGUGAAACAGUACUUUGUCAAUCACAAGGAGGAUUAUCGGCAGCAGAUGGAGAGGGUGCAGGCUGCGAAGGCAGAUGAGAGUCCUGGGACUGCUUUCUUGCUUUCUGGACCACCGGCGAAGGACAAGGCGGAAUUGCUGGCGCAGUUCCCGCAGAAGGCGGAUGCGGAUCGCUUGAUUGCGAGAUAUUUCAACGCCUAUGACCCGUCGGUGCAUAUUAUUCAUGGACCGUCGUUCCAGAAACAGUACGACAAGCAUUGGGUUAAUCCGCAUGAGACGCCGACGGUGUGGGUUGGGUUGUGCUUUGCUAUGAUGACAUUGGCAUUGCAGUCGUAUCACCGGGCUGGAGACGAGCCCCCAGAGUAUCGAAACCGAGCUAUGGAGCUGGCACAUACUUUCAGGAGGCUGACAGCGCAGUGUCUGUUGCUGGCGGAUAUCACGCAGCCAAUCGCACAGAUCCUGGAGACUUUGAUCUUGCAUGUUCAAGCGGAGUAUGGUCGAAGCAGAGAUGCCGAGCCAGGUGUCCUGCUUUUGACGAGUCUGUGUGUGCGUCUGGCGAUGCGGAUGGGCUACCAUCGCGAUCCAGGGCCCCACCCACAGAUCACGCCCUUCGAUGGCGAGGUCAGGAGGAGAGUCUGGGCCUUUGUCCGUUCCUGCGACGUUCACAUCUCCUUUCAAUUCGGCCUGCCGUCUAUCAUCCGCACAGAUCACUAUGAUACCCAGCUACCACGCAACAUCUACGACGACGAGCUGUAUGACACUAUGCAGACUCUACCGCCUUCGAGACCGACGUUCGAGGCGACGCCAAUGAGCUAUAUGAUCGCCAAGUACGGCAUGACCCACCUCUUUGGCCAGAUCGUGGAGAGGACACAGAGUCUAACUGAUCCAAUGUCCUAUGAACAAACCAUGAAAUUUGACCAAGAUCUAAGACAGCUACGGUCGACACAUCCGCCGCUGCUACAAAUGCGAUCGUUUCAGGAGAGCGCACGCGAUCCGGCCAAUCUCAUCAUGCAACGGCUCGGACUGGAGAUGGUAUACCUUCGAUCAUUGUUUGUGCUGCACCGGAAAUUCAUUGCUAGGGGCCGUGAAAAUCCGAGGUACGCUUACUCCAGACGAACGUGCAUAGACGCCAGUAUGCAACUUCUGGACCACCAAGCCACCCUCCACCGCGAGUCACAGCCCGGUGGACGACUAAGGAGUGUGAAAUGGUACAUCUCCUCUCUCACCACGCACGAUUUCCUGCUAGCAGCUAUGUUGGUCUGUCUAGACCUCUACCACCUCGCUGAAGCAGACAGACGAAGUCGACAGCGAUCUGGCAGUCUGAAUGGACCAGCCGAGUCACCGUUAACGGCUGAGCCGUACGCAGAGGACAGAAGAGAGGAGAUGCUCCGGGCGGUGGAUCAUUGCAUCGGGAUCUGGGAGAGUCUGAAGGGCCAGAGUAUGGAGGCUUACAAGGCUUCUGUCACUCUUGUCGUGAUGGUGAAACGGCUAAAGGAGCAUAGGAGGGCUAUGAGGAACGGGGAGCCCUUGCCACCUCCGGCGCCACGAGUGGCGUGCACAUUGGAAGCCUGUGGAGACGGUGUUUCGGCGGUGGAGAGAUCGAGACAGCAAGAGACUAGUGCUACGCCCUGGGCUCAGCCGGGUGUAGCGAAACAAACGCCUAGUUUUGGGAUCUUCCCCAAUGGCGUGCCGAGCGAUUUCAGAGAAGAGGAUCUGCCGCCUGAGCAGUCGGCGGCUAUGACGUUGGGGAUGUUGUAUUCGGGUGGCAAGUCACCGAAUGCUGCUAAUUGGCCUUUGGGUGUCGGUCAUCAGCAGCAGGAGAAGCAGAGUGGUUAUCCGGCUAGUAUGGCCGGUCUGCUCAAUGAUCCGCUACCGCAGCAGGAACGUACGGGGUUGACGCCGCAGUAUUCUGGUGGUGAGGGCGGUGGGAGUUUGCUUGCUGGGCCGGCGAGUCCGUUCAGUCAGAUGCUUGCUGCUGCUGCUGGUGGGAGUAGUGGGUUUAUGGGUAUGGAUGGGUUGGGGGCGGAUAUCGACUGGGGCGCAUGGGACCACUAUAUCCAAGGCAGUGGCACGAACGCCAUGGAUCCGACGUUACAGAUGUGGCCCAUGAAUGUUGAUGUCUCAGCCUUGGAUCCGAGUCUGCAGCAACAACAACAACAACAACAACAACAACAACAACAACAACAACAGCCCCAGAAUGGUGGUGGUGGUGGCAAUCAGCCGCAAGCUCAGCAAACGAACUCGGGCGCGCAACAGCAACAGCAGGCGAAUGGCAACAUGCAGGAUGGAGUUUUCAUGGGAGCGACGACCCCUAGUAUGAUGCAAUGA